Messenger RNA from Yamadazyma tenuis ATCC 10573, 2161 nucleotides. RefSeq lists its product as uncharacterized. NCBI's taxonomy places the organism in Eukaryota, Fungi, Ascomycota, Pichiomycetes, Serinales, Debaryomycetaceae. The record is from RefSeq and is a predicted model, not a curated record. Gene Ontology annotation, molecular function: DNA binding.
AUGUACAACCCGUACCCAAGUUAUCCUGUGGCACAGCAGGACCGCAAGAACGUCAAUGUUAACGCCGUCAACAUGAACGCCAUGGGUGCUAUCAACUCCAUUAGUGGCUCGUCACCCAAACUCUACAAUGGUAACGGUAUGGUAACAAACAUGCCUCCAUCCUCAACUGUUGCCUCGAAUGCCUCGAUGUCUGGCAUGGGGCAUAUGGUUCAACCAGCGGUCGGAGGUCCUUCUUCCUCUGGUGCUGCCAGCGGUGCCACCUCCACUACCCGUAACUACUCCAAUUAUCCACAACCACAAAAUACCAGGAUAAUAAGUAACCCACCCGUCACCGCCAGCGUCACUGGCCACCACUUGGGAAUGCCUCCUCGUAAUUACUAUCAGCAGCAGCAACAGCAGUCUCCCCAAACACAAACAGCCUCUCAACAGCCGCAAAUGAAUUAUCAACAGCAGCAACAACAACAGCAGAUGAGCCAGUACCAGAAUCAAAAUCGCCAGUACCCAGCGCUGACCAUAUAUGAUGCUAACUUCCUCCAAAUGUAUCCACAGCAGCAGUAUCAACAACAACAACAACAAUACCAGCAGCUUCUUCAGGUUCAAUACCCCAACCAAUAUGGUAGCCAAUUCAACCAACAGCAGAUGCAACAUAUGCCCCAACAAAUCCGCAAUUCGCCGCAGCAGCCCCAGCAGCCCCAGCAGCUUCAGUCCCAUCCCCAGCAUCAGAGCCAAACUCGUUACCUCGAGCAACUUAAACAGCAGGCGGCUCCUCAGACCUAUUCGAUGCAAUCCAUUGGUUAUGAAGAUGAUCAUCACUUGGAUGGCUACCAUCAAGACCUAGACUUGAAACCACGGCAACAACCUCAAGUCCAAUUAGUUCAGACGCAGACCCAACCUCAACUUCCAGGAACUCAACAACAUCUUCUGCACCAGCAUCUUCAACAGCAACAGAACCAUCUCCAACAGCAACAGAACCUGUUUCAACAGCAUCUACAACAGCAACCACUCCAUCAGCAAGUCCAGCCUCUGCACCUCCAAGUCCAUGGCCAACAACAACAUCACCAGACCCAACCUCAAGCGGUGACCCACGAUCAAUACCUCCAUAAGCUGCCUCAACAGCUCUCUAAUGGCCCUUCAAAGCUUUCCAAGCACAUAAGUCCAGUAGGUGUCGAGCUGGUAUCUUCCAAAAUCACAUCAGCCUCUGGAUCUACUCCCCCAACCUCUGCCUCUUCGGGAGCAGUAGCCGGCCCCGAUCAGCCGAUUCGUAAGAGAGGAAGAAAACCAAAGAACCAAAGUCUUGAAGCAACAAACCCCACCUUCCAUCAGUUUGAUAACCCACCACCUGUUCCUGCGGAAAAGAGAAAGAGAGGUCGUCCAAAGCUUUUAAUCCUCGAUCCUACUUUAAACAGCUACAUCGACUCAUCGCAUCCCAACUAUAAGGCGUUGAGGACGCAAAUGAAACGUGAAGACGGACCAGUGCUUUCCAGUUAUGUAGAUAAGCUGCAAUCGGCUUACCUUUUGAGAGAGUAUGAUGCCUCGGAAGCUUCGAAGCUUUUGCAAAAGAAGGAUAAGCGUGGCAGACCCCGAAAAUUCGCUGUGGAAGAAACAGGAAUUACGGUCAAAGGUGUUAGAAUUGGAGGUAUGAAACACAAACGAAAAAAGUCAGUUACCAAUCCCGUGCCAAAUCAAAUGAAGAGACCAAGAGGUAGACCCAGAAAAAUCGAUACUGGGUUCUAAGAGCAAAGAAAUAAGAGAAGAAUCCUCUUGACUCUAAAGGAAUAAUACCCCUUGUAUAAUUAGUGUAGCAUGUAUAAAUUAUAUUAUUACUAUUGGUUAAUAUAUCACCCUUCACUACUUCCGGUGUGACUUUUUCAGCUUUUUCUUCUUUUUGUUCUUCACAUUGUUACUUCUAUUUUGGGUAUGACUAUGCGAACUUCCUUCUAGUUGUGGGUUGGCUAUCUCCUGUGAUGAUGCUAUGCCUGUGGGGGUACCUUCCCAGGACGAGUUCAACACUCGCGAUGAGCUUAUAUCUUCGGAAGAUUUCAGGUUUUCUUUGCUGCUGCCGUAGUUAGGAGACUUGGCUAACAAAGGGGAAGUCUCUAAAAGAGGAGACCUUUCUGCGUCAGACUGUUGGCUGGAAUCUGAUUCAAAUGUUAUAUUCUGC